Molecule: messenger RNA, 1311 nt
Organism: Trichoderma aggressivum f. europaeum
Lineage: Eukaryota; Fungi; Ascomycota; Sordariomycetes; Hypocreales; Hypocreaceae
Exons: 1
Coding region: 1-1311 (436 amino acids)
Source: RefSeq, a predicted model, not a curated record
AUGGCCAUCUCAUCUGAAUCAUUCUGCCCUACGGCUCACCGCCGUAUGCUUGAUCUCAUUCGAAAAAGGGCAUACAACAACUCAACGCCUACAGGACAAGACGGACUUGUCCCGUCAUUCGGCAACCUCCCUCCCGAUCUCCUUAUACAAAUAUGGGGGAUGGUCAUUGGAUCCCACAGGGUCAUACAGUUGACGACUCAUAUACACGGCGAGGUAAUAGUUAACUCGGCUCUCGUCCAGUCGACGGCUGCAGCUCGGACUGCCGUCUCUGUCAGCCGAGGAUUUCGAAACUUGAUCCUGAAGCAUCUCCUGCCCAAUACGAUCACCAUAUGGGGCCACAGCCCACACCCGGAUGGUAUCUACCACCCGCUCAGUGUCGUGAGAUACAAGGCCGCCAGAGACAUCCUCUAUAUCUCUUGGCCAGGCACUACCCUGCUCGACUGGACUCUUCUGCAACCCUUGGCAAGAAUGUGUCCUGAUGCGUACGAGAUGGUGACGACCAAUGCCAGAUGGGCGCGAGAUGUUCAAAAGUUGGCCGUCGGUUCGAGUCCACGUCGCAUACAUGAGACUCAAAACGCCAUCCUUCGGCAGUUUAGUGGACUAAAGGAAUUGUACAGCGUCUGUCCGAUGAACGAAGCACCGGAUACAGACGCUGAGGACGCGGAAGAGGACAACCCAGAGGACGCCCCAUCUCAAGAGGUGUCACAAGAAGUACCGCAAGAGGCGACUCCGGAAUCAUUCAUGGACAUGGAAAGUACAGCUCCAACUCCCGAGCAUGAGCAUGACAACGACGCGUUCCUCCACAAUGGCAGGUACAAGGGGGUAUGUGAGGACGACAUAUAUCUCUCAGGGAAGGCCGCGCUUAAGUAUUUGGGGCCGAGACGAAGCAAGACGGCCGCCAUUCAACAAGCCGAAAGCUACAAUAAGGAUAGCGAGGAGCGGCGCCAGGCUGGAGGCGAGGCCGACAUGAAGCUGAGUAUUCUGCUACAUGUCAUUGAUGAUGUUAGAGAGGAGUGGGAUGAAGAGGAGGGGAAUGAAGAGGAGGAGGAGGAGGAUAAAGAGGAGGAUGAUGAUGAAGAGGAGGACGAUGAAGAGGAGGACGGUGAAGAGGAGGACGAUGAGAAGGACGAUAGUGAGGAGGAGGAUGAAGAGGAUGAAGAGGAUGAAGAGGAUGAAGAGGAUGAAGAGGAUGAAGAGGAUGAAGAGGAUGAAGAGGAUGAAGAGGGGGACGAUGAUGAGGAGGACGAUGAGGAGGAGGAGGGGAAUGAAGAGGGUGAAGAGGAGGAGGAGGAUGAAGUGGAUGAGUGGUAA